AUAGUAGCACCACAUAUUGCUUUGCAAAGGAAACAUCGGCUAAUCAAGGUCUUUUGACGAACCCUUGCACAAUGACGACGGUCAUUGAACAAUCAGUCGCUUAUUACAACGGCAAAGUUUACACCUUGAAUGGUUCCGGCCAGCUCGCCGAGGCGUUCAUUGUCACACUGCAAGGCACAUUUGCGAUGGUGGGAACAAGCGAUGAGGUCCUCCAAUUUGCGAAGGCUCAUGGCAUCAUCACGUACAAUCUUCAUGGUCGUUUUGUCAUGCCAGGAAUUCAUGAUGCGCACGUUCAUCUACUUUCCGCAGGCGUCUCGUAUCUGAGUGGUGUUAACCUAGCCUGUGAUACCACGAUAGAGAACAUUGGAAUGCGGAUCCAGGAAGGACAGUGUGCUUGUGCCUAUCAACAUGCCUUUCAGGACUGGGUUGUGGGCAAUAUCUCUACUAUUCCCGAUUUCGAUCGCGCCUCACUUGACAAAUAUUUCCCAGAUACACCGAUCAUGAUACAAGGAGGAGCUGGCCACAGUGCAUUUCUCAACACCGCUGGGCUAAGAAAGGCUGGCUAUGACGUUGACAACGAGCCGGAUGUUAACGGCGCCAAAUUCGGCCGUCAUCCUGACGGCAGUCUAACGGAAGAAUUAGGUGAACUGGCUAUGAAUAAGGCAAUGCUGGCGAAAGGGAACUCAAAUGUGGCCCACACAAAGCGAGCAAUCACUGAGGCAAUACAACGCUUGCAACGAGUGGGUGUGACCUCAUGUCAAGAGGCAGCAACUAACACUGUCAUUCUACAUGCUCUUCGUGAACUAGAUCGGGAUAAUGCUCUAAAACUCGAUAUUGCAGCACAUUCUGUUUACGCUCCCGAAUUUCUUGCCAAUGAGCGGCAAAGCUCACUGAAAGCAUUGAUUGACCAAGCUCCCAAACUCGCGACUAAACAUGUACGCACGAGCUUUGUUAAGAUUUUGCUCGACGGCCUGCCACCAUUGUUUUCAAGUGCUGGAAUAGACAGUGAUGGAAACAUUGAACUAGACAAAAUUCUUGUAGGUGAUGUUGUUGAGGUCGUCAAGCAAUCUGAUCAACGUGGUAUGACAGUCAAACUGCACGCGACUGGCCGAGGCAGCACAAGACUUGCUUUUGAGGCAAUAGCGGCAGCGAGAAAAGCCAAUACUAAAAAUGGGACAAUCAGACACGAGAUAGCCCACUGUAACGGCAUACACCCUGAUGACCUCCAACGCUUCAAAAAGCAUGGUGUUACUGCAGAGCUUUCUCCUGCGAUGUUCUUCGAUCAUCCUCUUACGCAAGCAAAUAAAGAAACCAUGAACUGGGAUAUCACUGACAAUAUCAUCACUAGGGAGUCUACAAUAGCAGUGGAAAAGUGCACUUCCCCAGAUGCAAAUGCAGACUUUGAUGUCAUCUGUUGUGGUAAGAUAAAGACUCACUCACAGCCUGUCGCCACUGAAGAUGAGCCGGACUGUGAAGUGUAA
Messenger RNA from Talaromyces stipitatus ATCC 10500, 1481 nucleotides. RefSeq names its product exoenzymes regulatory protein aepA precursor, putative. The record is from RefSeq and is a predicted model, not a curated record. The coding region runs from base 72 to 1481 and encodes 469 amino acids. Gene Ontology annotation, molecular function: hydrolase activity, acting on carbon-nitrogen (but not peptide) bonds. NCBI's taxonomy places the organism in Eukaryota, Fungi, Ascomycota, Eurotiomycetes, Eurotiales, Trichocomaceae. The transcript has 3 exons.